Messenger RNA from Asterias rubens (European starfish), 2678 nucleotides. RefSeq lists its product as uncharacterized. The transcript has 16 exons. Gene Ontology annotation, molecular function: 4-hydroxy-tetrahydrodipicolinate synthase activity; N-acetylneuraminate lyase activity. Gene Ontology annotation, biological process: N-acetylneuraminate catabolic process. The coding region runs from base 693 to 2537 and encodes 614 amino acids. The record is from RefSeq and is a predicted model, not a curated record. NCBI's taxonomy places the organism in Eukaryota, Metazoa, Echinodermata, Asteroidea, Forcipulatida, Asteriidae.
CCCCCCCCAACCACCACCACAACCAACCACAGAAAUGCCCUCGCAAGAAUGCCAAGAAUUCCCGAAAUUCCCACAACACCCUGAUGAAGACACAAUGGAAGGCAGUACGCCAUACUACACAUACCGAGCACCCACUAUAACAGUAUCACUUGCCAUACAACCCUGCAGAGGGUGACAAGCACUACUGGUAGGACGUCAGUCAGUGCCACUGCAUAUGCAACGGAGGAGGUUCAACCUGGGAUAGGUGCAGCGCAAGUAACAAACACAGAAUCAUGCACGUGUACUAAGUUAAGUUUUGUCUUGCUUGACGCAGUACACGGCACCUCCUUUUUCCCCCCAACUAAAAAAAAACAUGAAAGGAUGUGUCCGGAUCGCUUCACCAGUGAUGGCACGACGAGGUGGAAUUGUUUUUGUUUACAAAUUAUUUGAACAGCGCCCUCAAGAGGACGGAGAUAAAGCGGCCAUGCCAGAGCGCCAUCAAGCUGAAAGAAGAACGGGGGUCGUAUUUCUGGAGAUGUUUUGAUCAAUUUUAAGGUGUGCAGGGCUGCAAAUGUAGAACCGCCAACUUGCCAAUAAGCACAUUUAUAUAUACAGAGCUCUGAGAGAACCAAAACAAGGGAAACCUUGACGUUGACCUGGAGUUAGCGAACACUAGACUCAACAGCGUAGUAGCACACACAGUAGCAAUAAUAAUGGAGACUGACGAUUCGAUCCAGAAUGAGCCUUCAGUCAUGACUGAAACCGUGGAAACAAUCGAAGAUACCCUGACAACCAUAAAGACAAGUACCCCUGUGAAAAACUCAAGCGCUAAGGAUGACUUGCCAGUAGUAAAACCCGACAUGGGAGACCUCGAGGUGAUUGUGCACGCUGUCACAGAAGGUCUUUGCGACACAGAGGAAAACGCAGGUUCCGAUACCAUUCCAGAAUCAACGACCCUGGAGGCAACCGGUGACGAGUCAUCCUUGACGAUGUCGCAAAACGAGGAGCAGGUCGCUGUGACGAUGGCACACUCGCUGAGCCUCCCUCUGGACGGAGAGGCACCGACGGAUGACUUAAUCAGGAGGAAGAUGCUCAUGGCCAAAAUCAAAGAAGUCAUGCACAGCAGGAAUUCGGACAUGAUGUCCGAAGAGAAGAUUCAGAGGAUUCACAAAGUCUUGAAGAACGGAAGCGGUAAAGCCGGGGAUGAACCACCGAGGUUUAUGUUCUACGUUCGAUCCAGACAGUUCACGCUGAAGUGUGCCCCGGAGCUCGGCUGGGAUGAGGAUGUUGUGUGUGAGCCGACAAAAUCAGAGGAUCCUUAUGACGAUUCGUUGCUUGGCAACUGGAGGCGGGUGGCCGCAGCUGAAGACGUGUACACUAUCCUCAACAACAUUCACGAAGCCACAUGUCCUCAUAAAAACUACAGAAGUAUAUAUUUUGAUGUAUGUAAAAAAUAUUCCCGCAUUCCACGUCACAUCUGUAAGGAGUUUGUGGAGCUCUGCCCCAACUGCAAGAACAAGAAGGACAGGUCUUCUAUUAGAGUCAACACAGACGGAACACCCGCACGGCCGCUGAAGCGCAAGCAGAACUUCUCACCUAUGAGGGUCACAAAAACUACGUGUAGAGUCAAGCUUGAAGAUUUCAAGUUGACGGGUUUGAUAGCCGCUCCCUUCACACCCUUCACAAAGGAGGGUGACUUGAACCUGAGAAGCAUCUCCAAAUAUGUUGAUGUGCUCAGAGCGGAUGGAGUCACAAACGUCUUUGUUCUUGGAACGACAGCUGAGGGACCCUCGUUAACAAUAAAGGAGAGGAAGAUGGUGGCAGGUGAAUGGGUGAAGUGCGCCAGGGGAAAGUUAGAUGCUGUAAUUGUUCAGGUCGGUACAGAGAACUUAAAAGAAACGCAGGAAUUGGCUGUACAUGCAGGAAACAUAGGAGCAUCUGCCAUUGCUGUUCUCCCUCCCGUCUAUUUCAAGCCUCAAACACCGGAGCAUCUUGUGAACUACUUGAAGCAAGUCAGCUCAGUUGCCCCACAUGUGCCACUAUUCUACUACCAUAUACCUAUGAGGACGGGAGUCAAUUUUUCUAUGAUGGACAUUCUACGGUCCAUGGAGACUGACCCUGUUCCAAGCUUCAAGGGGGCCAAGUUUGUGACCCAAGACCUGACCGAUUUCAGUCUGUGCGUCAACGUGUCCAAAGGAAAGUUCCAGAUGAUCUAUGCGCUGGAUGGGAUGAUCCUACCAUCUAUGACGUUAGGAGGUGAGGCGUAUGUUGGCAGCACGUAUAAUUUUGCGGGGCGAGUUUAUACAAGAAUGAUAGAAGCUUUCAAUAACGGCAACCUGGAGGGAGCAAGAGCUGAACAGUUUCGAAUGCAUGCAUUUCUGGACGUCAUGAACAGAUAUGAGAAACUUUCGGGCCCAGCAACUCUCAAGUACACCAUGUCGUUGUCUAGAUUUGAUGUUGGGCCUCCAAGACCGCCACAAUCACAGAUGUCGCUCGAAGACCUCAAGGCACUGCGGACUGACCUUACUGAAAUAGGCUUCUUCGACUGGAUCAAAUAAACUAUCAUUCCUUACUUAAAGGCACUGGACACCUCCAGUAAUUGUCAGUAUUCUUAUUUUGGUGUAUCAUAACAUGCAUAAAAUAACAAACCUGUGAAAACUUGGACUCAAUUGGUCAUCCAAGUUGCAAGAAAAAAAAAC